Beauveria bassiana ARSEF 2860 is the source of this 2892-nucleotide messenger RNA. RefSeq names its product translation initiation factor IF-2. The transcript has 2 exons. Bases 1 to 2892 code for a protein of 963 amino acids. The record is from RefSeq and is a predicted model, not a curated record. Gene Ontology annotation, molecular function: GTP binding; translation initiation factor activity; GTPase activity. Gene Ontology annotation, biological process: translational initiation. Lineage: Eukaryota; Fungi; Ascomycota; Sordariomycetes; Hypocreales; Cordycipitaceae.
AUGCUGAGGGCGCAUGCGUGGCAGGCAAGCAGACCGGCCGACCUCUUUGAUAUUGCUAGGCUAAAAUUACAGCAGCGACGCCCAUUUGUGUGCACAGUAUGCCGACAUGGCCGCUCUGUCGCCCAAAUUAUACCAAGCACAGCAAAGGGUGUGGGCAUUUCCAAAGGUGUCGCAUCGCCACAUACCACAAGAUUGGUGAGCACACGGCUCUUUUCGACCUCGACCCCUCACAGAAAUGACGCCAAACCGGCCUUUCCCGGCGCUUUUGCCGGCGCCGCUGGUAAAUUCGGCGCUUUCGCAUCCAAAGCGAAGCCCGCUGCAACGUCGGGGCUACUUCCACACGAACUUGCAGCGCGCAAAACAGCCACAGUAGAGUCAGCAAAAUCUACUACAUCAACUAGCAAUACCGGACAAGCGAGAUCUCGGCCAGCCCAAAAAUCUCGGUUCGCAGACGCCGCCAGAGACGAAAGGACAUCAAAAUCCAAGUCUGUCCUUGCCGACAUCUUUCGAUCCGACCGCCAGCCGCAAGAUCCGGUCACCGCGACUUCUUGGUCCCCCAAGAAUCGAAAAGGGCACGGAAACGACGCCAGCAAAAAACAUGGCGACUCCAAUAUCUGGGAUGAGCUCACAAAAAAGAAGAAAGACCCUGUGGCGCAUGGUAAAGGGGCCUCAAAGUCAAGGCUGCUGAAGACGGCUUCAGGAAAGAACUCUGAAGAUUCGUGGGCCGACUUGGACACCCAAGAGUCACCGGAAGCGCAGGCCAGUCGGAAUGCGCAAAGGCGACAAAUAUCCAAGAAGACGCACAGUCACCCAUCGCACGUCGGUGACGACCUGGAUCCCAAUGGUAUUUUGACGGACUCGACAAAUCCGAAAAAGUUGAAGUUUAACGAGGCGUUACCGAGCAAGGACGGUAAAAAAUCAAAAAAACCAAAGCGCCAGGGAGGCAGCCGAAUCAACGCUGAAGAGGAUUGGGAAGACGACGCUGAUUAUUGGGAGGACCUUCAACAGCGUAAAAAAUCAAAGGAAGCACGCAAAGCCGCAAAAGCCAAGACACCUGAUGCGUUACCCAUCUUUCUUCCAGAGUACAUCAGUGCCACUGACCUGGCACAAUCUCUGAAACAGCCUAUAUCUCAGUUCAUGGCCGACAUGGAGGAGAUGGGCUUUGAAAACGUUACAGGCGACACCGUCAUGACCGGUGAGACGGCUGCACUUGUUGCUAUGGAGUAUGGCUUCGAACCUACAGUCGACAACGGUUCUCGGCGAGACUUGCAGCCGGCGCCAGCCCCCGAAGAUGUGUCUUCUUUGCCUUCGCGACCUCCUGUUGUGACCAUCAUGGGCCAUGUCGACCACGGCAAGACGACCCUGCUCGACUAUCUGCGCAAGUCCUCCGUGGCUGCGCAAGAGCACGGCGGUAUCACACAGCACAUCGGUGCAUUUAUUGUCAGCAUGUCCAAUAGCAAGCAAAUCACAUUUCUCGACACACCGGGCCACGCGGCCUUCUUGUCUAUGCGUCAGCGUGGCGCCAAUGUCACUGACAUUGUCGUUCUCGUGGUGGCGGCCGACGACAGCGUCAAGCCGCAAACUCUCGAGGCCCUCAAGCACGCAAGAGCAUCCAAGGUGCCUAUUAUCGUGGCCAUUAACAAGGUUGACAAGGAAGACGCUCGCAUUGAUCAAGUCAAGGCCGACUUGUCGCGCCACGGUGUCGAGAUUGAAGACUAUGGCGGUGACGUGCAGGUUGUAUGCGUCAGCGGCAAAACCGGCCAGGGUAUGAACGAGCUCGAGGAAAACAUCAUCACACUAUCAGAGGUUCUCGAUGUCCGUGCCGAACCCGAUGGCAUGGCAGACGGCUGGAUUCUAGAGUCUAGUGUCAAGGCAAACGGCAAAGCCGCCACGGUCCUCGUCAAGCGCGGCACCCUGCGUGUGGGUGAUCACAUCGUCGCGGGCAAGACAUGGGCGCGCAUCCGUCUGCUGCGCAAUGAAGCCGGCGCGGAAAUCUCCGAAGCUCCCCCCGGCACCCCCGUCGAGAUUUUCGGCUGGCGCGAGUUGCCAGCGGCGGGUGAAAUGGUGCUGCAAGCGCCCGACGAGGGCAAGGCUAAGACGGCCGUCGAAUACCGUGUGGAGAUGGCGGACCGCGAGGCCAACUCAGCCAACAUUGCGGAGCAGGAGCAGCGGCAGCGCGAAAAGGCGGCCGCCGACGCCCUGGCUGCUGAGCGCGCCGGCCUUGGUGACGAUGCGGACGGAGACGCGCGGCCCGCGGAACCCGGCGUGAUGACGCAGAGUUUCAUCGUCAAGGCCGAUGUGGCGGGCUCCGUUGAGGCCGUUGUCGGCAGCAUCCUGGAGCAGGGCAACCACGAGGUGCGCUCCAAAGUGCUGCGGUCAUCAGCGGGCCAGGUCACUGAGUACGACGUGGACCUGGCGGCGGCGUCGGGUAGUCUCAUUGUCAACUUCAACACGGCGGUACCGCCGCACAUCAAGCAGCGCGCCGACGACGCAGGCGUGCGCAUCAUGGACCACACCGUUAUCUACCACGUCGUCGACGACGUGCGCGCCGCGCUCGGUGACCUCCUCCCUCCUCUCGUCACGCAGCGCGUGCACGCCGAGGCCGACAUUUUGCAGGUGUUUUCCAUCAACGUCACGCGUCGCGUGGUGCGCAACAUUGCGGGGUGUAAAGUGCGUAAUGGCUCGCUGAAGAAGGGCAGCAAGGUCAAGGUCCUGCGCAAGGGUGAGGUUAUCUACGAUGGUACGAUUGACACAAUCAAGCACGGCAAAAAGGAUGUGCAGGAGAUGGGCAAGGGCACAGAGUGCGGCAUCGGUCUGGACGGCUUUGAAGAGUUUCAAGAGGAUGACCAGCUACAGACGUACGAAGUCCUCUCGGAGAAGCGCCAGUUGUAG